AUGAGUGAGCUAAUUUCACAGGAAGUGCGUCGUUAUCGUGAUUUUCUUGGUUAUGAAAAAGCACGUCGCGAGCCUGCUUUAUACAAAACAGCGAAUAGCGAUCAGCCAACUACGCACAACGACGCAAUUUGUCUGACCAUUGGAAAUUUAACAAAUCAACUAACUCAGGAAUGGAUGGACAAGCUAAAAUCCAUUCACCAUGCUGUGUCCGUGUCGUCGCCAGCAAAAUCGAAAACGCCAGCAUCUCCGAAAUAA
Molecule: messenger RNA, 255 nt
Organism: Gongylonema pulchrum
Lineage: Eukaryota; Metazoa; Nematoda; Chromadorea; Rhabditida; Gongylonematidae
Source: the annotation of a GenBank genome assembly